Molecule: messenger RNA, 2182 nt
Organism: Patella vulgata (common limpet)
Lineage: Eukaryota; Metazoa; Mollusca; Gastropoda; Patellidae
Product: kinase suppressor of Ras 2
Exons: 10
Coding region: 133-1950 (605 amino acids)
Biological process (GO): protein phosphorylation
Molecular function (GO): protein kinase activity; ATP binding
Source: RefSeq, a predicted model, not a curated record
AUAAAAUCAUGUUUGAUUUGUUAAUCUCGAACAUUUUCUGGAUAUCCGAGAUUUAUUAUUCGUUAAUCUUUGGAUAUGGGAGGAUUAAUAAAGUACUAAAACUUGUGUUGUAAGGAUUAGAGUGGAAUAAGGAUGAAUUCUCGCACACAAAGAUCAGGUGAACAGCAUUGGCGGAAAGUAUUGAGGGUUCAACAGAUUAAAACAACAACAAGGAAUGGAUGUGUGUGUAAUCGCGAUUCCAACUCGUCUUUGAUCUAUGGAGAACCAUCUUCUUCUCAAGUGAGAAAUGUCGGACUAUUUUCCAGAUUAUCUUCAAGAAUUCGGAAUUUCUUACAUACUCGAAGAAAGUACGAGAUCACUGACUCUACGGAAUUGUCGUCGGACAAACCGGUCAUUGCGACCGCCAAAGUUAAGCCUUUCCAGUUGAAUCAUCGAAAAAAGUUUAAUUUCCGACAUCGGGGACCACAUUGUGAAAGGCCUUGUCAAGAAAAACUUCGGUUAAAACGAUCUAAUGUCGAAGACCGUGUGAAAAUAGAAAUAACGGCAGACGACAUUAAUGGAAUUAAAGAGCAUGAUUGCCAUGACAACAAUACAUCACGCUCUACGAACCCGAUCAGCUGUACCCGGUCAAGGGAUUUAUACGCCAUCAACAAGCAAAAAUCCUCCAUGAAUUUGACCCUGUUUAACCACACUGGUACCAUUCCAACACAGCGAAUGCAUGGAACAUUUCAGCAUGACCGAAUAUCACCCGUGUUGGGAGAAAAAGAAGCCAUAAGUUUAGAUUUAGGCAUACAUAUUCAAGAGAAGAAAAAGUUGUCUCCCCUCAGGGUUCCUACCACGACCGGGUUGUCCCCGAAGCACCCUCUUGUUAUGACAACGAGCUGUCCCCCUAAAGCCAGCCCGGUCGCGACUCAAGGCGAGGGAUUCGGUGGAUUUCAACGACUUCUAAAGACUUGGCCUAUACCCGGAAUGAAAAUAUCAAAUGAAGAUAAUCUGGACGAGGAAGAACAAACAGAAUGCCUAACAUUUAUUGACAGGCUGAUAUUACAAGGAAGAACAUCAUUGGCUGAUUUUUCAAUACCAUUUAAAACUGUCGAGUUAGCCGAGUGUUUAAAAGAAGGGCGAAGAUGUAAAAUAUACAAGGGACGAUGGCAUGGUGACGUCACAGUGCACCUGUUCAGUGGAAGAGAUGACGUAACUGAUACAUUUUGGAUGAAUUUAACGAAAUUAUGUAGGAUUCGUCAUGAAAAUAUCAUACUUUUUAUGGCAGCGUGCACGGAACCGCCCGACCUGGCUGUAAUAACGAGUUUUCAUCGAGGGACGUCGUUAUAUGAACAUAUCCAUGUGAAACAUGAGAAAAUCUCCAUGUACAGUAAAGUACAGAUGUUACGACAGAUAGCAUUAGGCAUGGGUUAUCUCCACGCUAAAGGCAUCGUGCUGCGGCGACUUAAUACACACAACGUUUUUCUGUGUCCAAGAGUUAAACUCAGUGCCAUGGAUUGGGGAAUAGCUGAAUCUGUCCACGACAGGUCUAACUAUGCAGUGAUACCACACCAUCAGUUGACGUACGUUGCACCGGAAAUACUGGCUUCCGCAUGCGUUAAACCACCACGACUGGUUACCAUGGCCACGACAUACUCCAAAGAAACCGAUAUUUUUGCAUUUGGAACUGUUAUGUAUGAAAUAUUUGCUGGUCAAUACCCGUUUGAGGAUGUUGACCCCAUGACCCUGAUAUGGCAGGUGUGCGGUGGCAGACGACAACAAUUAGAUAGUAUACGAUGUACAACACCCUUAAAGAAAUUAAUGAACGGUUGUUGGUGCCAAGAACCAUUCCACAGGCCAGAAUUUUCUGAACUCAGCAAACAAUUGUUGAAAAAUUUCCCACUUCAUAAACGCCACAGCUCCUCGGAACCGGAAAGAUUACAUACACUGGGAAAGAAACACUUAUAAAAAGUGCAACGCUUAUUCUGAUUGGUGGAUAUUUUGCGUGGGACCAGAGAGCUUAAAUUCUGUUUUUCUUUCAUAAAACCAGUUAGAUCAAACUUGAUCGUCGUUAUACAUUCGGGGACGUAAUUAUUGUGAUAAACGAUUUUAAUCCAAUACCAACGAAUCCCAGUUGCCAUUCUAAAAACAGGAAGCGUUAAGCUUUAGCUUUUUGAAAGAUAAAGACGCCACCUGUGGU